Molecule: messenger RNA, 768 nt
Organism: Hippocampus comes (tiger tail seahorse)
Lineage: Eukaryota; Metazoa; Chordata; Actinopteri; Syngnathiformes; Syngnathidae
Product: ATP synthase subunit gamma, mitochondrial-like
Exons: 6
Biological process (GO): proton motive force-driven ATP synthesis
Molecular function (GO): proton-transporting ATP synthase activity, rotational mechanism
Source: RefSeq, a predicted model, not a curated record
AAGAGCCCGUUCUACUGUGUUUAGUCACCAUCCGGCUGAAGUCCAUCAAGAACAUCCAGAAAAUCACCAAGUCCAUGAAAAUGGUGGCCGCUGCCAAGUACGCUCGGGCUGAGCGGCAGCUGAAGCCCGCCCGAGUCUACGGCACCGGAGCCCUCUCUCUGUACGAGAAGGCCGAGAUCAAGGUGCCCGAGGACAAGGCGGCCAAGCACCUGAUCAUCGGCGUGACGUCCGACCGCGGCCUGUGCGGCGCCAUCCACUCGGGCGUGGCCAAGACCAUCAAGAACGAGAUCGCCAACCUGACGGGCAGCGGCAAGGAAGUGAUGGUGGUCAACGUGGGCGACAAACUGAGAGGCCUGCUGCACAAAACUCACGGCAAGCACAUCAUGCUCAACUGCAAGGAGGUGGGCCGCAAGCCCCCCACUUUUGGGGACGCCUCCCUCAUCGCCAGUGAGCUGCUCAACUCCGGCUACGAGUUUGACCAGGGAGCCGUCAUCUACAACCAUUUCAGAUCCGUCAUCUCCUACAAGACGGACCGGAAGUCCCUCUUUUCCAACGACGUGGUCGCAAACGCGGAGACCAUGGCCGUGUACGAUGACAUCGACGCCGACGUGCUGAGGAGCUACCAGGAGUUCGCCAUGGUCAACGUCAUCUACCUGGCGCUGCGUGAGUCGUCCACCAGCGAGCAGAGCGCCAGGAUGACCGCCAUGGACAGCGCCAGCAAGAACGCUUCCGAGAUGAUUGACAAGCUCACCCUAACCUUCAACCGCA